AUGAAUACAUCAAUUGGUUCGAGAUGUCAAUAAAGUUUAUCAGUCAUAUCCGAUGUAGCUUUGUACAGUGUUUAACUCAUACAUCCAUAGCGUAGAUGUACAUACAUGAGAACACUGUGUAUUUUCACCAUGAACACGUCAUUAUUCAAACUCGUCCAGAACGACGCACCUGCAUGGUUUAGUGCCUAAGCUCCGCCCACCUUCCCCCAUUUUCAAGUCUUUCAAAUGUCGUCGUUUCUUUGUCCACUGUGUUUUUGUUGUGUCAUUGUACACGUGUCGACCCAAACACAGCUCUCAUUGCGACAUUUAUAUGUUUCCAAACGCAUCUUAAAUAAAGUUGUUUUGGAUGGUUUAUUUGUUUUUUAUUUUUAUGUCAAGUUCUUCUCGCUCUUAUUGGCUUUGUGCUUUUGUUUCAAGGAGAUAAUGAGUUUGCUGGAUGUACUGUACUCCACUGUAACACUGCUCUUGUUGAAAAUCGAACCUGUAUUUGUACCUAAAUUAAAGUCAAUAGGAUUUUGGGGGAAUUUUUUCGUUCAAAAAUACACCGGAACAUAACAUAAAAUAUUAAAUAACCAAACAUGUAAAAGGCACUGUAGCAGAGAGGCAAAUGGAUGAAGCACAUCAUAAGUCAAUAGAAUGAUUGGUCGUUGUUUUGGUGCUUGUGCCAUUUUUCCCUUCUCCAUCAUUAAUUCAAGCAUUUCUGUUGCUGCAUUAUGCUUCAUUUUGUGUCAUCUGGUACCUUCUCAAUCGUGUGACAGAUCAUCGACCUUCAACCAUCACAUCGCCAUAUCAUCCACGUGUAGAUAGUUACUACCUCUCACAACUUCACCAGUGUAUAAUCUUACUGCUUUGAUGAAUGUUGUACUAACUGACUCAACUCUCUCUCUCUUUCUGGUUUUUCUGUUUCUCUUCCGUUACUUUACGUUUAAAUUUAUGUUAAAUUUGCUUAUCCAAGAAACAACUGAUCGGAGUUCGCCGAGAACACAGCCUACUGGCUACGCUUACAAACCUGUCUUUUCAACGCGAUCUUAUCAGGCGUGGUCGGCUGUUCCUGUCGCCGUCCCUGGGCAAGCCAGGUCUGGGUUCGGUUCCCCCACCAGCUCUUCAUCCAACACGCCCUCUGCCUCUCCACUGAAGUCCGUCUGGUCCAUUACCUCAGCCUCGCCCAUCAAAUCCAACUUGGGAGGAUCCCCGGCCAAGUCAGUUAGCGACAUAGCCUCUCCCAUCCGGUCCUACAGAACCAUCUCAUCCCCCAUCAAGACUGUAGUUCAGCAGGCCCAGUACCCAGUUCAGGUCAACCCCACCCUCCUGUAUUCACCUGGCAAAAGUGCCCCAGAUCCCGUGUCGGUAAAGGGCCUGGCAGCGCUGUCGGCUAGGACCUCUCCUAUCACCACCGGAGGGGGAGCGGCUCUACUGGAGAGAUCGUCCAUCGCCAUGACCCCGCCUGCCUCCCCCAAGUCCUCCCUGAACAUGUACAACUCCACUCUGCCAUACAAAGCUGUCAUAGUAGGCUCUGGUGCAGCCUCCAACUCCUCCUCUUCCCCCAUAAAAACGGUCCCAGGCCUCUCCUCGGUACGCUCCGGAGCAGAGCCCUCAAGCCCCUCGAGGGGUCUGUUUUCCUCCCUCUCCUCACCCAUUAAGUCCAACCCGCCCCCCAGCGCCGCAGCUUUGAUAAACGGAACGGUUUCCCCCACAAAGUACCGCUCCUCCUCCCCAACAUCUCUGCUCCCCAGCAGCCUCCAGGAGCGGAUACAAGCCACCACCAACGCGGCCACCACCAGCGUAAACGCGGCCUUCGAGGAGGUCGAGAAAACGUUCAACUCCUGCUCCGCGGGGUACGGGACUCUCAAGUCCUUGUCCUCCUCCGCCUCCUCGUCCUACCAGUCCAUGAGAUCUUCCGCCUCCAGUUCCCUCUACGCCUCUCUGAGGUCGCCCCCCAACUCCACAACCACCGUCACAUCCAGCACCAUGACUGUGCCGGUCUACUCAGUUAUGAAUGUGCUGCCAGAGCCCCAGUUUAAAAAGCUCCCUGAGGUCUCUAAGUCAGCAGCUGCCCUCUUAUCCCCCCGGAAGACAGCCCUCCCUGAGGCUAACGUUCAAGCGCAGUCGUCCUUUGCCAGAACUCUCUCACCCGUCAAAUCCCCCUUGUUUAUGUCCCCAGCUGCCCUCAAAUCCACCACAUCUUCCCCACUGUCGUCCAGCCAAGAAAUACUAAAAGACGUGGCAGAGAUGAAAGAGGACUUGAUACGUAUGUCGGCCAUCUUGCAAACAGAAACAAAUUCUGCCUCAAAAGGCUUCCAGUCAGACUCGCCCAAAGAGGCAAAAAUAGAGGAUGAGGAGCCAUUUAGGAUCGUAGAGAAGGUGAAACAGGAUUUAGUGAAAGUGAGUGAGAUACUGACUAAGGAUACAGUCAAGGAUGGCAAGGCAGCCCUCACCAAGUCUGCCCUGGAGGAGGCACAGUUCUCAAGAGUGCCAGCAGAUCCGCCCGCUAGCAACUGGAGUUAUCCUCCGAGAUACGAAACCGUAGUACCGCAAAUUAAAGCAAAGACUCUACCAGACAGAGAAUUUAGUCUAGGAAAAGAUUUAAAGCUUAGAAGUGAGGAGGGUAGGAGAGACGGAGAAGAAAAACAGAAACGAGUGUUGAAACCUGCCGUUGCCGUGCAGGAACACAAGCUCAAAAUGCCACCUAUCAACAUGCGCUCCUCUGCUUCAGAAAAGGAGCUCUGUAAACUGGCAGACGUGCUGUUCGGGCCCGAUGUCGUCCUAGACUCCCCAGACGACAUCUUGCACGAUCAGGACAAAAGCCCUCUCUCUGACAGCGGGUUCGAGACCAGGAGUGAAAGAACCCCUUCUGCCCCUCAAAGUGCAGAAGGCAUGGGCCCAAAAGCACUCUUCCAAGACAUUCCACCAGUUAUCACUGAGACUAGGACUGAGGUAGUCCAUGUCAUUAGGAGCUAUGAGUCCCCAGAGGACAACAAACAGCCAGGGAUAGAAGAUUCCAGGGCAGUUAGGUACAUAGAUUCAGAGCCUAAAGGGCAUCUGAACCUGAACGCAUCCACACCCGAUCAAAACAAAUGCUUUCAAAUUAAAGUCAGUCCCGAGGAGGACAACAUGGGCAAAGGCAUGCGAGUGAAAGAGGAAACUCACAUCACCACCACGACACGCAUGGUCUACCACAAACCCCCUAGCAAAGAGGCAAUGUCAGAGAGGUGUGAGGAAACCAUGUCCGUUCAUGACAUCAUGAAAGCGUUCCAGUCAGGUAGGGACCCCUCCCGAGAACUCGCCGGACUGUUUGAACACAAAGGAGGAAACGAGGAAUCCUCCCAAAGGGUCCUCGAGGACAUGAACUCAAAACCCAAAGUUGAAAGGAUAAUCGAAGUACACAUCGAAAAGGGAAAUAAAACAGAACCGACCGAAGUCAUCAUCCGGGAGACGAGUAAUCACCCGGAGAAAGAGAUGUACAUCUACCAAGGAAACGGCGGUGGGAUGAGGGAGCUGACUCACAGAGGGGACUUGGACUGUAGCCCCCGGCAUGAACACGAGGAGCCCGAGGAGUCACUGCCCUGUUACCUUGAGUCCUCCAGAGUACACACACCCAUGUCACAGGAAGAGGACAGCCGGCCCAGCUCCGCACAACUCAUGGCUGACGACUCCUACAAAACUCUCCGGCUCCUGAGCCAGCAGUCUGUAGAGUACAACGACGACGAAUCGUCGGAGCUCCGGGGAGAAUCGUACAACUUUGCGGAGAAGAUGCUCCUCUCUGAGCAGCUGGAGUCAUCUCACUCUGACACAGAGGAGUACCUGAGAGACAGGUCUCGUUUCCACUCCCCAGAUAGGAGCAGUCAUAGUGAGUGUAGGUCCGGCGGGCCCAGGACAGAGUACGUGUUGAGGUCAUCAAAGAACGUGUCAGACAAAUCCGGCAGAAUGUCCAAUUCAGAUGAUAACUAUGACAAGUUAACGCUGUUACAAUAUUCUUCGGAGCCAGGUAGUCCAAAACAAUCGGUUUGGAUGCGGGUCACAGAUGACAGACAGGCUAAGAACAGAGAGAAGAUAAUUUACGAAGACAGGGUAGACAGGACAGUCAAAGAGGCGGAGGAGAAGUUGAGUGAGGUGUCUCAGUUUUUCCGUGAUAAGACCGAGAAACUUAACGACGAGCUGUCCUCACCUGAGAAGAAAUCUCGCAGGCCGGACUUCCGGGAAACACGUUCUGGUCCUAGCUCUACUCACAGCAGUCCUGAAAGAUCAACUUAUAGGAACAGUGGCGAGGACUGGAGCAGAGACAGGUUUAGAGACAGGUUUGGCACAAACGAUAGGAAAUGUGCCAGCUUACCCAGCAGCCCAGAGAGGAGAGUCCUGCUGCAAUACGAUGAUAGCGACAAAAGCAAACAGGGAGAUAGCACCUCACAGGGAAGCACAGGUGAGGCCCCUAAACCUUUUCAAAUGUCAUCCUCUAAAGUCAGUGCUGUGAGGCUCAAAUUUGAGCAAGAGGCUCAGAAACAAGACAUUAACCCAAAAUGGGGGCAAAAUUCAAACCCCCCUGUGAGAAAACUGCAGGAAAGUAAACUUCCGGUGUACCAGGUUUUUGCUGGCUCAAACCUUCCCCAAACGCCAGACAGCCCAGGAAUCCAGAGGAGAGGUUUAGACAGUGACUCUAGAGGACAGACUCCCAGUGGUAAUAGGUACAUGUCAUCCUCCCCUAAGCAUACUACGAAUGGAAAGGAACAGGAAGAGAUAAAUAUAUUAAAGACUUGGGAGAGUCAGGGAAAUGGGAACUACAAAUCCCAACCGACAAAGCUAUCUCACAUCCUAGUUCCUGAUACAGUAAAGGAAGGAAAUGGUGCUGAAUCACUGAGGGAGCAGUGUUUCAAAGAAGGGAUGUCCAGUAAAGAGGAGACCACCCAGAAAAUUAUAUACACUGAGCUGGUGGUCCGAGAAAGCCCAAGUAGUUCUGAUGGACGCAAUGUUAGUCUAAAAAAAAACUCGGAAUCACAAAUUCCUGUUAGAAUUCCCUCUGGUUUCUUAGAGAAUCAUCAGUCCACCUCAUUAAAGCUAGAUCCCUCUGUUAAACUGGGCGAUAGGGCAGGGUCACAUAUACCUACUUUAGCUAGAAAUAGGUUACACAGUGGCUCCGAAGCCAUCAAAUCUACUAAUGUGUCAUCCAUAGGAAAAUCCGCAGAUUCAUUAAGUAGUGUAGUGUGUAAUGGUGUUGAUAGCGACCAAGUAGAGUACUUGGACCAAGUAACUCCAGUUGUUGUGACCGAGGGUUUCAAAGACAUUAAGCCGUUGCCAGUUUAUGUUAGCAUCCAAGUAGGCAAGCAGUAUGAAAAAGAGACCGCCACUGGGCAGCUUGGAACCUACAAGAAGAUAGUGAGUCAUGAGAGCAGGACAGUACACGAGACUCGGGGGGGGUUCCACUCUGUCAAACAACAGCCAGCGUCUCCUCACGGUAGUCCAGAGGACGACACACUAGAGCAGGUGACGUUCAUGGACAGCUCUGGCAAAAGCCCCGUCACUCCAGAGACUCCCAGCUCAGAGGAAGUGAGCCUGGCCUCCAGGACGCCAGACUCUGUCAUAGGGUUCAUGCCCGGUAUGCCAAGCCCGAUCCCCGAAGAGUCAGAGGAAGAGGACGGAAAGACCUUCAUAUACAAGGAGUCUCCCCAGGAGAAAGCCAAGCCGGUCUCAUCAGAACCCCCAAAUAAAAAACAGGAGGCGGGGCAACGAACCAAAGAGAAAAGGGUGGCAUACAUCGAGUUCCCUCCACCUCCACCCCUCGAAGCGGAGCAUUCCGACCCUGAGAAGAGGGGGUCGUGCGCUUCCUCAGAGGCCGAGACGGAGAUGAUGGAGGUGAACCUUCAAGAGGAGCAUGACAGGCACCUCCUGGCUGAGCCCAUCAUCCGGGUUCAACCUCCCUCCCCGGUGCCCCCUGGAGCUGACGACAGUGACUCCAGCGAUGACGAGUCGGUCUUUCAUCCCAUCCCGACGAAAAAGUACACCUUUAAGAUGAAGGAGGAGGGAGAGAAGCGUCUGAAGGCCAAAAAGUCUGAAAAGAACGUGACUCAGAAGGAGUCUGCCGUCAAUGGCGUUGUGAAGGGAGAAGAUGUGGACUUUGAGCAAAACGGCAACGACCAGUCAAUCACUGACUGCUCCAUAGCAACGACCGCUGAGUUUUCCCAUGACACGGACGCCACCGAGAUAGACUCCCUCGAUGGAUACGACCUUCAGGAUGAGGAUGACGGGAUGAGUGAACAAGACCCCAAAAGCUCCAGCCUAUCCAUGGACGGUAAAAACACAGACCGUUCCUUCAACCAGUCAAAGCUGGAGGUCAUAGAGGAGGAGAAAACACCGUGCGAAGAAGGCGGGGGAGAGAACGCAAAGUCGAAAAGCUCCGAAAACAACGAGAACGAGGAAAGGGAUUACACCCUGGAGGGAAGACAUCCUGAGAGACUCACUCAAACUGAGAACUACUUUGGGUACCAACUAGAAGAGGAGCUCAACUCCACCUUCAAAACCGUGGCCACCAAAGGCUUAGACUUUGACCCUUGGUCCACCAAAGGGUCAGAGGAUGGCGUGUACGAAGCCAAAGCAAAAGAUGAAGAUCCUAAGCCUUUUGGCCUAUCGGUGGAGGACAAGUCUCAGGCCACCACACCAGACACGACCCCCGCUCGAACCCCUACUGACGAGAGCACUCCUACGAGCGAGCCUAACCCCUUUCCCUUCCACGAGGGGAAGAUGUUUGAGAUGACCCGCAGUGGUGCAAUUGACAUGAGCAAGCGGGACUUUGUUGAAGAGAGGCUUCAGUUUUUUCAGAUUGGUGAGCAUUCCUCUGAUGGGAAAUCAGGGGACAAGGGGAAAUUGGGCCAGAGCCCUGGGGUAGUAGCUACCCCCCAGUCAAAAACAGGGGAGAGGGCGGGCGAGGUGACGAUAGACACCACAGACAGCACACCAGCAAAGUGCAGCCCUGCACAGACUGACACUGGUACUGGCUGUCCUGAUGUCCUCUCUGGUGACCCGGUAGCCGAGACCACCUCUUCGUGCACGAUCACGGCCUCUAAAGUUGACCCCAAAUUACGCACCCCCAUUAAGAUGGGCAUAGCAGUCUCCAUAACUGUGAAAAAAGACUCAGGGGAGCUCCCAGAUGGUAAAGCGGAGCUGACGGAGAGUCACAUGCCAGAGUACGUUAGUAUAAAUAGUCAGCUGGGGGAGAAUAAGACCAGCAGACACGCAGACCCAAAGAUGUCGGACACAAGAGAUUACCCUGCAGAGAACUGCAAUAACAACAAUAACCUAGAGUCUUCUAGCAUCCAGGCUAACUAUAUCCAGUGUGGUAGUGUUGUGUUUAAUUUGCAGUCAUCCUCCGAGCCCACCCUUCAGAAAGCCAGCAGGAUCGAAACCUUGUUCUGCAGGGACUCGGCAGAUAGAGACAGCGGUAGUGGUCAGAGUGAGCAGAGAAAGGCCGAAGCUAGUCAGGAGGCAGACGUGAGGCAGCCCAAGUCUAGACUACCAGUCAAAGCGUCAGGAUGGUCGUUUCACACGCAGGGCACAGCCAUAGGGAAGCAAAAGCCCAGACAAGUGGUGAAGGCAGAGGUCAGGAAGAGACCAGAACCUGCUGUAGCCAAGGUGGAGCCGAGGUCUAGAAUACCAAUCAAAGAUGUUAAACGAAGCAGUGCCAGCAGCUCUCCUAUAUCAGUCCAGGUCACGCCUCAGUCUGCGAGGGUGGGGUCAGGCAGAGUAGCCAUUCAGCUGCCCUCCAGGCUGCCACUGAAAGACAGGCCACAAGUCAGCGUCACAGGUGAGAUGUCAGGGGGCAGGGAGAACCCUAGCGAGGUAUGUAAGCGCACCAUCGAGUACUUUAAAGGGAUUAGUGGGGAGACCCUAAAGCUGGCCGACCGUCUGUCAGACGAGGAGAAAAAAACAGAACAGUCGGAGGAAGACAGCACCUCCCGGAGCACCUCUCUGUCGGACGCCUCCUCCCAGCCCUCCCGCUCAUCCAGGUCUGGUAGAGGCUCGAGGGCUGAGGCCGGGGCCGGGGCCUUAAGGGCAAAGGUGGACAGGGCCUCCGGCAGUGAGAGGAGCAGGAGGAGUAGGCGGACUGGUGGGAAGGAGGGCAGUCAGGGUGCGGCGCCUCGGGCGCCCCCCGUCGCGGAGAUCAAGCCUAGUCCUCAGAGUCCGUGCGAGCGGACGGACCUGCGGAUGGCCAUCGUGGCUGACCACCUGGGCCUCAGUUGGACUGAGCUGGCUCGGGAGAUGAACUUCUCUGUCGAUGAGAUCAACCACAUCCGUGUGGAGAAUCCCAACUCUCUCACCGCUCAGAGCUUCAUGCUUCUAAAGAAAUGGGUCAGUCGGGAUGGAAAGAACGCCACAACGGAUGCCUUAACUGCAGUGCUGACCAAAGUCAAUCGGAUGGAUAUUGUGACCUUACUGGAGGGGCCGAUAUUUGACUAUGGUAACAUUUCAGGCACGAGAAGUUUUGCCGAUGAUAGCGCUGUUUACCGGGAUCAGGCUGAUGAUUACCACAGUAUACUAGCUGAGCUGCAGUCCCCCGUCACCCUGGGCUCAGAAUCCACCUUCAUGGAACUCCACCCUGACCUUCCUACCCCCACCCCCACCCCCAGCCCCACCAUCCACCACACCCCUGACGAGUUCCUCCCAGACUCAGCCCCCCUAGACCUCACCAAGCACCAGCCCUGGGACGAUGAAAUGGGCCUUAGUGUGGACCUAGAGAGCCCCCCUAGGAGCCCCCCGAGACCUUGUGAGCUGGCCCUCUCCUUCCCCGUCUUUGACCCCACAGCCCUCUCUGAUGCAGCCAUGGAUGUGGAGGGGCAGGUGCCUUUACAACACGCAGAGAAGAUCACCAAAGUGGAAGUGAAGCUCAAUCAUUGUCAGAAGUCCUUUCCCUCCACCGAGGAGAUUGAAGCGGAAGAAGAGAUCGCACUUCCGACGAUGCCAUCGCUCUCUCCACCGUCCUGUGAACAAGGACAAGAGCAGGAGACCAGGACAACGGAGAGCGGGAACGGAGGAGAGAAGGGCGAGCUAGAUAGAGAGGUGGGAGUGAGCGGUGGGGGCGAGAGAGAGAAGGAUAGGGAGGAGAACAGUGUGAGGGAGAUGGAGGAGGUGACAGAGAAAGAUUCAGGGGAUGCUGUUGAGGGGGGAAUGCUGGAAGGGGAGGAGGGGUGUACGGUGGCCCCAGAGGUCCAUAAGAUUGAAGAAGUGUUAGACAUUGUGUCAGAAAAGUGGGAUAUGAUGGAGGACAGCGGUGAAGCGAAGCAAGACGAGCAAAUGGGAACCAGCGAAGGAGAAAAAGAGCUGGAAGAGUGUGCCGAAAAAAUAGAAAAGAGGAAUAGUGGGUUGCAAGAAGCUGAAGGAUUGCAGGAAAGGGACAGGAUAGCAGAGGACGGGGGUGAGGCCAAGCUGUCUCUGCAGUCCUCGGGUGAGGACGGGGGUGAGGCCAAGCUGUCUCUGCAGUCCUCGGGUGAGGAUGGGGGUGAGGCCAAGCUGUCUCUGCAGUCCUGGGCUGAGGCCGUGGAGGAAGACAGAGAGUCUGGUUCCAGCGAGGAAGAAGAGGACAGAGAUGAGAUGACAGAGGACAAGAUCAAGUCUCUGUUGGAAGACGUGAAGCUGGAGGGGGCAGAGGAAGAGGAGGAGGGCGAGGAGAUGACGGAGGCCAGGGUUCAGGAGAUUCUGAGGCAGGUGCAGCAGGCAGAAAAACAGCUGUGUUCCAAUGUUCCAGGUUGGAACAGCGAGUCGUCCAGCGUGAACGUGGAGCCGCCCACACCUGGCCGCAGCGUGAGCUCUGAUCUACUGGAUCGCCAGGAAAACAGCCAGGAGAACUCCAGUGACUCUGUCACUUCCUCAUCCAGGGCGGAGUCAGGGAGGACACGGCACAACGGCAACCACUCAGAGCCAUCGUCUCAGGACACCUCACUUCCUGCUCCACAGGACUCAGCCAAUGGCAGGGCUGGACUAGGAAAAGAGGAGGGCACAUUAGUGUCUGAGAAUAAAGUCCAGCAGCGUGUUAAUUUAGAGUCCGGCUCGGACGAGGAACAGAUCAUCACCACCCGGGUGUUCAGGCGUCGGGUCAUUCUGAAGGGAGAACAGGCAAUGCAUGUUCCUGGCGAGUCGAUGACAGAGGAACAGUACACAGACGACGACGGCAACCUCAUCACUAGAAAAGUCAUCCGGAAGGUCAUCCGGCGAGCGGCCACACCCACGCCUGAAGACCAGGGGGGGGAAUGGGGGAGGAGGGGUCACGGAGAACCCUGGGCCGCCCCUUCCUUCCAGGAGGAGGAAUCUGAGCCUGGGGAAGGGGCUAGGAGCAGCAGGAGGAAGGAGGACAGGAGAUCCGGGGAGAAGACUCUUCACUCGUAGAACUGCAUUCUCCUCCCGUUAGGGAUCCCAUCAGUUUCCAAGGCUUGAAGUUACUGAGACCGGAAAACUCUAGGACGAGAAUUUCAGCCGAUGGUGCGGUCUGCAACUUCUACUUCUACACAAGCAUGGUUUUCAAGAGAGAGGACUUGGACCGUCUGAUUUUAGCAUGAGCAUGAUAAACUCACUCCCUGUCUGAAGGACCUCCGAUGUCUUCACUUCCUGUCAGCUGACCAGGAAGAUGGUUCUGCUUCCUGUGUGUGACUCAAUACGUGCCAUUGGUCUGUUGGUGCCGUGAGAGCUUUUUUUGAGGAGCAUAAUCGUCGUGACAACGCUAAAGGACUCCCGUAAAUGAAAAGCAUACAGACGCAACUGAAUACACACUUCCCUGUGACCAAAGAUGGCACAAGAACUCAUUUCAACUGUUGGGAGAGAAAAGAAAACUUAACAAAACAUGAAAAAAUCAUGAAGAUUUCUGAACCACCUCCAACACUCGCCUUAUAGUUUUUUCUUGGACCCAUUAAUGUCAGGAUGUAAAUUGUUUUGAGUUUUUUUUCCUUUUUAAAACCGAAUAUAACACAAAGGCUUUUCUGUAUAUAAAUCAAAAUGUGUAAAAUUCUAAAAGGAUGAGUAACAGGAUGAGAAUGCACUGACAAGCGAGAACUUUACAAGUGCUUUCAAAAUUUAUCAAAAUGGUUCCACUUUUAAAGGAGAUUUGAGUGUAACUUCACAUGCUCUUGUAUAAUUAAUUAAUAUAGCAGGUAUAAUGUUUGUAUAUGAAAAAGCUGGUUCGAUUUUAACAGAGGAAAUUUCCAGAAAAAUCUUCUGCAAGUUUCAAGAGUCCCAAAAUGGGGAUUUAUCUAAUCCAGCUAAAGCAGCCUUUCAAGAGUUCUCAUAUUUUCAUGCAUGCUGUUCACAUUAUUUUAAGUACAAUUUUUACAAGUUUGCAAACACUGUAUUAAAACGAGAAAUAAAACCCUUUAUCUGUGUACACACAUAUAGCCCUAACAUUUGUCAUCAAUUUUAUAUUUGAAAAAAAAAAAAAAAACAUUAAACCAUUUUGUGUGUUGACGAGGAUCAGGAUGAAGAAAAUGGCUCCAGCUUCUUGAG
Molecule: messenger RNA, 11472 nt
Organism: Osmerus eperlanus (European smelt)
Lineage: Eukaryota; Metazoa; Chordata; Actinopteri; Osmeriformes; Osmeridae
Gene: ank3a
Product: ankyrin 3a
Exons: 11
Coding region: 853-10365 (3170 amino acids)
Biological process (GO): signal transduction
Cellular component (GO): cytoplasm
Molecular function (GO): protein binding
Source: RefSeq, a predicted model, not a curated record